Daucus carota subsp. sativus is the source of this 2855-nucleotide messenger RNA. Its product is annotated as disease resistance protein RGA2. The coding region runs from base 143 to 2731 and encodes 862 amino acids. The record is from RefSeq and is a predicted model, not a curated record. The transcript has a single exon. Gene Ontology annotation, biological process: defense response to fungus. Gene Ontology annotation, molecular function: ADP binding. NCBI's taxonomy places the organism in Eukaryota, Viridiplantae, Streptophyta, Magnoliopsida, Apiales, Apiaceae.
CUUGAAUCAAGUUCCAAAACUCACCACUCAUUCAAUAACAUACACUUGAAGGAGAACAUAUGGCAGAAACAUUUCUGUUUCAAGUUGCAGGACAAAUUUUAGGCAAGCUAGCCACUCUUUCUGUGACUGGUACUAGUCUUCUAUGGGGCAUGGAGAAAGAGCUCAGCAGGCUGGAAAUCACUUUAUCAGCAAUCAAGCAGUACUUUUAGAUGCUGAUGAACAAGCAGCUAGGAGCCAGCAAGUGAAAGAUUGGUUAGAAAAGCUUCAUGAACUUCUUUAUGAUGCAGAGGAUGUGCUAGAUGAUUUUGCAACAGAGGCUCUGCGACAGGAAAUGAGUAGCCGUGAUAAAAAGCAUAAAAUGGUUGGUAAAUUCUUUUCGAGAUCGAACACUAUUGUGUUUCGUGUUUCCAUGACUCAGAAAAUAAAAAAGCUGAGAGAAAGAAUGGAAAAUAUUGCUGCAGACAGAAAAAACUUUAGUUUCACUGAGAGAUUUUUAGAUGUCAAGGUAACAAACAGAAUGAGGGAACAGACUCAUUCUUUUGUACUUGCCUCGGAUGUCGUAGGGAGAGACCUUGAUAAAGAGCACAUUGUGUCGCUUUUGCUAGCCUCCAACAUGCUUAGAAAUAUAUCUAUGCUUUCUAUAGUUGGACUUGGUGGACUUGGGAAGACAACUCUAGCAAAGCUUGUUUACAAUGAUCAAAGGAUAGUUGAGAAUUUUGAGAAAAGAAUCUGGGUGUAUAUACCCGAAGAGUUUGAUCUCAAGAUGUUGACAGAGAGAAUCAUAAGGGCUGCCACUGGUGCUGAUAAUGCACACUUGGACCUUGAUCAGCUGCAAAUACGUCUUCGUGAUGAGUUGAUGUCUAAGAAGUUCUUGCUUGUCCUGGAUGAUGUCUGGAACGAAGAUCCUAAGAGAUGGCUAGAUUUGAGAGAUUUGUUAACUUGUGGUGCUGAAGGAAGUAGGGUUGUGGUCACUACUCGUAGCAAAGUUGUGGCUUCAAUCAUGGGAACAAGUGCACCUUAUGAGUUAGAGUGUCUGUCAAAUGAUGAAUGUAUGUCAAUAUUUGUAAGAUGUGCGUUCAAAGAAGGACAAGAGAAUGCAAAUCCAGAGCUACUGGAGAUUGGCAAGGCAAUUGUGAAUAAGUGCGGUGGAAUACCUCUGGCAGUGCGAACCUUGGGGAGCUUAUUGUGCACAAAAACUGAAGAACGCGAUUGCCUUUACAUCAAAGAUAAUGACAUCCUGAAUAUUUCACAGAAGGAGAAUGAUAUCCUGCCUAUAUUGAGGUUAAGUUAUGACCAAAUGCGAACAAGCUUGAAACAAUGUUUUUCUUACUGCUCCAUCUUCCCAAAGGAUUAUCAUAUACCCCGAGAGGAGCUGAUUAAUCUAUGGAUUGCACAAGGAUUUGUACAAUCAGAGGAAAGCCGGCUGUUGGAAGAAAUUGGGAAUGAAUAUUUCAAUGAGCUGUUAUCAAGGUCAUUUUUUCAGGAUGUGGAUGAGGCUUUUAACUGUGAAGUAUUAACAUGUAGAAUGCAUGAUCUUGUGCAUGAUCUUGCAAGGUCUGUGGCAGGAACAUUGUUUUCGUAUGUCAACUGCGAUACAAAGUCCAUUUCAAAAAGAGUGCGGCAUCUGUUGUUCUGUGAAGAAAACUUGCGGGAUAAAGAAUUUCCAGGAUUACUUCUCAUCAGGAAGAAGGUUCGUUCAUUUUCUUUCCCCUUCAAAGUUGGACCUAUUAGCCAACCAUUUCUUGACAUACUCAUAAGUACUUUUGAGUGUUUACGCGUACUUGAUUUAGGUGAAUCAGAUUUUGAAACGUUGCCUAAAUCCAUUGGUUACUUGGCACAUUUAAGGUACCUUUCCCUUUAUGGUAACCAUAGGAUCCGAAAAUUGCCCAAUUCCAUCUGUAAUCUGCUAAAUAUGCAGACUCUCUAUCUCUUGGGUUGUGUCCAGCUCCAGAAUUUGCCAAGAGACUUUGGUAAUCUCUGCAGUCUUAGGCAUUUAUAUCUGACCUCAACAAUGAAAUGUUUGCCGAGGAACUGUCUCAAAGGCUUAUGUGCGCUUCAAUCUCUGACCGUCUCAAGAUGUUGUAAUCUGGAAUCAUUGUCCGAAGAAAUAAAAUACCUCACUGCACUCCGGGCACUAUAUAUCAUUCAAUGUCCAGCUCUCGUUUCUCUUCCACAAAAUGUAACUUGUCUGACUUCCCUAGAGAAACUUUGGAUAAUGGACUGUGCAAUGUUUGGGACGUCGACUGCAGAAGCAGUGAAAGGCCCCAAGACGCUUCAGUCUCUUGUUAUACGGGGACUUCCUGAGUUAAGAGAGUUGCCAUGUGAACUUCAACAAGGUACAACUCUGAGAUACAUGCUUAUACAGCAAUGCCCUUCUUUGCUAGCAUUGCCACAGUGGUUGGAGGGUUGUACAUCACUUUUAAAGCUCAAACUUGUGAAUUGUCCUGAUUUGGAAACUUUACCACUAGGGAUUCAUCAACUUACUGCAUUACGCGUUUUAUUUAUCAAAGGAUGCCCUCUUCUGAAUCUAUCCAGAAAAUCAGUGGAGCUUAUGUCUUGGAUAAGCAAUAUUUCUGAGGUUUACAUCAAUCAAGAUACUCAUGUCAGCUACAAUCAAGAUUAUUCUCAUGAUCUAAAGAUUCCUUCUGUUAUAUUACAACGGAAAAAUCCUCGUUUAGGGGACAAUGAGCUUGCACCAUGGGCUUCUUGGCAUGGUUUUGAUCAACCAUGAAUCCAUGAUCUUGGUCAGAAUGGUUACGACAGAUGAUAAUUUACAUCUACAAAACUGAAAAGCGAGUCUAAUAUUUGUUUCUUUAAUUUUUGUGGGUGGUAUUAUACAUCCCUAUUAUGGUCUU